Messenger RNA from Priapulus caudatus, 585 nucleotides. RefSeq lists its product as uncharacterized. The record is from RefSeq and is a predicted model, not a curated record. The coding region runs from base 1 to 546 and encodes 181 amino acids. The transcript is spliced from 2 exons. Lineage: Eukaryota; Metazoa; Priapulida; Priapulimorpha; Priapulimorphida; Priapulidae.
AUGGGUCGGGAACUGAACAUGGACACGCAGAGGCAAAACUUCUGGAAGGAAUCCGUCGAGAAAGAGGCGAUGGUUCGACUAAUGUGGUAUGAAAAAUACGGACACGAGUUAGAGGACUGGAUCGGCCCUGGCGCGCAAGCAGGCCUACUAAAAAAAACUGACGAAGAUCCCCAAAUAGAGGCGACAAAACUUCCGAGCAUCUCAACAAAAAAGUACCACAAGAGACAACCAGAUAAGCGCGGCACGCUGCUAGAACUCGCGAAUAGCAAAACCGGAGAAAAUUUCACGUGCACCAUGCGCCCUGUCACGCCGAGAACAAGAGACACUUUGUAUAAAGGUUUCAGCAAAGAAGGCACGGGCCGAUACGAAUACCUGCAGCAUCGCAACCUAAAGAAGCCAGAGGACAAGUACGAGUUUCCGAUGACCAGCGGAUGGGAGUACGGUUGGAGGCUCGGGGACUUCACGAGAGGGAGCCACCAGUCACCGCAGUUCGGCAGAUCACGGAUCGUGCAAGACUCAUUCUACCGGAGGAAUGGCAUUAUCUAAAUAGUGACGUCAUCGUUCUUGAUUAAAAAAAAGAGUGCA